CAGGAUUCGAGACAGCCCAGGGUUUCCUCCUCAAUACUCAGAAGUCAGAGUUGAGAGACAGGCAGAGGUAACCUACAGAGACACACAGGGCGGACAGGAGCCUGGAAUUAAGGAACAAUCAAGAUGACGGAGAAGGAUGAACAACCACAGCUGGAGGAGGGAGAGGAUGACCUGGACAGCAAGCUCAACUACAAGCCGCCCCCUCAGAAGUCCCUGAAGGAGCUGCAGGAGAUGGACAAAGAUGACGAGAGUCUAACCAAGUACAAGAAAACACUGCUGGGAGAUGUCCCUGUGGUAGCAGACCCAACAGUUCCCAACGUGACUGUGACCCGGCUUAGCCUUGUUUGUGACAGUGCACCAGGACCAAUCACCAUGGACCUUACUGGUGAUCUCAAGGCCCUCAAAAAGGAUACAUUUGUGCUAAAGGAAGGUAUCGAAUACAGGGUCAAGAUUAACUUCAAAGUGAAUAAGGAUAUUGUGUCUGGCCUGAAGUAUGUUCAGCAGACGUACCGGAAUGGGAUGAAAGUGGAUAAAGCUACGUUCAUGGUUGGCAGCUACGGGCCUCGACCGGAGGAGUACGAGUUCCUCACUCCAGUAGAGGAGGCUCCCAAGGGCAUGUUGGCCCGAGGCACUUACCACAACAAGUCCUUCUUCACCGAUGAUGACAAGCAGGACCACCUCACCUGGGAAUGGAACCUGGCCAUUAAGAAGGAUUGGACAGACUGAGUGCAUCUGUCCAUCCCUCCCGCCCGGACCAUGUUGAUCAUCGCGUUCUCCCUCCUCCCUCCCUGUUCCCUGCUGGGUCCUUUAUCACACACACACACACACACACACACACACACACACACACCCCUCAUCACUGAUAUGUUUUAUCUUACCCCAUCUCUCAGAGUGUUCCCUUAAAACCCAGGCUUUGACCCGGCAUGUUCCCUCAGUCUCCCCAGAGCAGAGCAAGGCCAGAGUUCUGAAGUUCUCCAUCUCAUUUAGUGGCCUCCUCUCUUCUCCCAGCUUGAGUCUUGGAGGCCAGGCUGUCGCUCAUGGCUCUGUGGCCUUCUGUUCAGAAACUUAUUCUUGCCACUGGUUCAACGAAUCUCAUCACCCUCUCUGCCAAUGGGAGCUCUUCUUUGUGGGAGACACUGUAAACAACACCAAAGGAAAAAAAUAAAACCACUGUGUGUGUGACUGAGA
Molecule: messenger RNA, 1188 nt
Organism: Rattus rattus (black rat)
Lineage: Eukaryota; Metazoa; Chordata; Mammalia; Rodentia; Muridae
Gene: Arhgdib
Product: Rho GDP dissociation inhibitor beta
Exons: 7
Coding region: 124-726 (200 amino acids)
Biological process (GO): Rho protein signal transduction
Cellular component (GO): cytosol; cytoplasm; membrane
Molecular function (GO): protein binding; Rho GDP-dissociation inhibitor activity
Source: RefSeq, a predicted model, not a curated record